This is a messenger RNA of Hippocampus zosterae (dwarf seahorse), 1083 nucleotides long. RefSeq names its product guanylate cyclase activator 1d (gene guca1d). Gene Ontology annotation, molecular function: calcium sensitive guanylate cyclase activator activity; calcium ion binding. The transcript is spliced from 5 exons. Lineage: Eukaryota; Metazoa; Chordata; Actinopteri; Syngnathiformes; Syngnathidae. The record is from RefSeq and is a predicted model, not a curated record. Bases 369 to 929 code for a protein of 186 amino acids.
CCUCUCCAUCUGACCUAGCUGAGAAUGUUAUAUAACUAGGACUGGAACAAGAGAAAAGAUCAGGAGCAUGGCGGCCUGAUCCCAUUAGAGGUUUUAUUUCAUGAGCUUUCUUUAGUCUCGUUCCAAGACCUAAGAGGGUUAUAGCGUCCUAAAGUUUGCUCUCUGCCUGCACCAUCACGCAUGUGGGGCCAUUCGCGCAUCUUGGAUCUUCCUGGCCCCACCGCCAUGGAGUUCUUUAGGAUUUUCCCCUAAAAAAAAAAAAAAAAUCGAACCCCAGCGGCUAGAUUUGGAGCUAGACUGUUUGGAGCCCGCUAAAAUCUUCAAUCUUGAUCGCCACACUUUCGGACACUCUUCUCCUUUUGGGUUGGAUGAUGGGCAAUCACGGCUCCAACCUGGAGGACAUCCUCGCCGAGGACAUGCACCACUGGUACAACAAGUUCAUGCGAGAUUCGCCGUCGGGUCUCAUCACAUUGUUCGAACUGAAGACCAUCCUGGGACUGAAGGGUAUGACCGAGAACGCCAACGGCUACGUGGACCAGGUUUUCUUCACCUUUGACAUGGAUGGGGAUGGUUAUAUCAACUUUGUGGAAUACAUCGCUGCCAUCAGUUUGAUGCUGAAGGGGGAAAUCAACCAGAAGCUGAAGUGGUACUUCAAACUCUUUGACCAGGAUGGAAACGGAAAAAUUGACAAGGAAGAGUUGGAGACUAUCUUCUCGGCCAUCCAGGAUAUCACGCGAAACAGAGACAUUGACCCCGAAGAGAUCGUCACACUCAUAUUCGAGAGAAUCGACGUGAAGGGGGAAGGUGAGUUGACCCUGGAGGAGUUCAUCGAAGGUGCCAAAGACCACCAAGACAUUAUGGACAUGCUGAAGAACUUGAUGGACUUGACGCCAGUGUUGCUCAUCAUUGUGCAGGGUAUCAGGUCGUGAGCGCAGCGUGACAUAGAGACGCAAGAAGGAGUAGCAGACGCCGAGCGCGGCGUACACGGACGUGGCCAACAAUGGGAGGAAGGGAAGCCUUUGGUGCCACGGCGACAGAGGAAAGACAAACUCGCAGGCGACAGCCACCACAGCAAGACCUGAC